CUACAUUAUAUAUAUAUUGGCUACAUAUAUACCCCUUUCAUUUCAUCAAAUUAUAGAAACACUUCAAACAUGGCUAUAAAUUUAAGUAAACACUUACGUAUCAUCGUCUCCCUUUGUUUCUUUGCAUUUGCUUGUUUUUGCAGUGCAAAUAACAAGCCUAGAAACGGAGGCGGGUUUAAGGGAAUGUUCAUCUUUGGUAGCUCAGUAGUCGACAAUGGAAACAAUAACAACCUUAAAGGUAGCACGUCCAAAGCCAAUUUUUUACCAUAUGGUAUUGAUUUUAAUGUUGGUCCAAUAAAACCAACAGGCAGAUUCUCAAAUGGGAAGAAUGUUGCUGAUUUAAUUGGUGAUCAUCUUAAGCUUCCUUUGAUUCCUUCUUUUGCUAAUACUCAAACUCAAGGCGAUUCUAUCCUUUACGGUGUCAACUUUGCUUCUGGUGGCUCCGGCAUUUUUAAUGAAACCGGCGUAAUUUGGGGAAAGGUGAUCUCUUUACAUGAGCAAAUUACAAACUUUGAAGGGGUGACCUUGCCAAAAUUAGAAAGCCGGUUGAGAAGUCAAAGAGAUAAGAUACUCCCUGAUUAUCUAUUUUUGGUAGCUGCUGGAAACAAUGACUACACUUUUCAAUUAUUACUUUCCCCCCAAAACGCUUCUCAAUCUGCCCAAGCCUUUGCUGCAAAGCUUAUCGAUUUUUAUUCUGUUCAACUCAAGGUUUGAGCAAUGUGAAUGAUCCUUGCUGUGAACUUACAUCAAGUGAAUCUCCAACAAGUGAAUCGUCAUGCAAGGUUAAUGGCACCCCCUGCGAUGAUCGGAGACGCUAUGCCUUUUUUUUAUCUCAAUCAUUACUCAGAAUCCGCAUGCGCUGCCAUAGCAGCUAAGGUUUAUGGCUCUCGUAACAAGUCCGAAGUUUUUCCGGUUAAUCUUCACCGAUUUUCUCAUCGCCAACACUCGAAUUUGCACUAGUUAUAAACUCAACAAAUUAUGCCAUUUGUUUGAUUUGAGAUUCAUCGAUGUUCCUCUCUUUUAUUUGACAUUAUUGGCUCAAUGAUCUAUAUUGAUCGAUAUGGGUUAAACAAUUAAAAUUCCCAUGUUUUUCAUGAAAUAAAUAAAAAUGUAUGUUUCGAGCGAGCUAAUGAAUUUACCA
Chenopodium quinoa (quinoa) is the source of this 1141-nucleotide messenger RNA. RefSeq names its product GDSL esterase/lipase At5g08460-like. The record is from RefSeq and is a predicted model, not a curated record. Bases 70 to 714 code for a protein of 214 amino acids. The transcript is spliced from 3 exons. Gene Ontology annotation, molecular function: hydrolase activity, acting on ester bonds. Lineage: Eukaryota; Viridiplantae; Streptophyta; Magnoliopsida; Caryophyllales; Amaranthaceae.